AUGAUCUCCAAAACCAACCAGAGGUUGAUCCUCAACCUGGACGACAUCAAGGCGGCAGCGGCGGAAAAGCUUCCUACUAAAGCUAGAGAGUUCUAUGAAGCUGGCUCUGCAGACCAAGUCACGGUGACGGAGAAUACGACGGCCUACGCGAAAUAUCGACUGCGGCCGCGAGUCCUUGUCGACGUGUCCAAGGCAGACACCUCAACAACGGUAUUCGGCCAAAAGAUAUCAUUUCCCCUCUGCGUAUCGCCCGCCGGGAUUCAGGCAAUGGCACACCCCGACGGGGAGCUUGCGACGAGCCGGGCGUGUGCCAAGCGAGGUAUCCACAUGGGUGUCUCGACCUACUCUAACUACUCCGUCGAGGAGGUACGAGCAGCUGGGCUCGAAGCCGGCCCUCUGCAGCACGUGAUGCAACUAUAUACGAUGCAAGAUCGCUCGGCCCAACUGCGAAUCAUCCGACGUGCCGAGGAAGCUGGUUGUGCCGCUAUCCUGUUGACAGCCGACAGUCCAGUGCUCGGUGUACGGUACAACGAAAGCAGGAACAACUUUUUGAUCCCGGAGGGUUUGGAUUUGCCCAUGCUAGGGAUGCCGUCGGAGGCUAUACAUGCUCAGACUCAUCACCACGAGGGGUUCACUGCUUUCGCCUCUGACUCACACUCGUGGGCGAGGGAGAUCCCUUGGCUGCGAAGUGUGACCAAGCUGCAGAUUUGGAUCAAGGGCGUCCUGACGGGAGAAGACGUGCAGCUCGCGAUCCAGUAUGGCUGCGACGGUGUGCUUGUGAGUAAUCAUGGAGGCAGGCAGCUUGACCAGACGCCGGCCACCAUCGAUGUCAUCCAGGAAUGUGUGAAGGCCGCCAAUGGAAGGAUCGACGUUCACGUCGAUGGUGGGGUUCGAAGUGGCACAGACAUCUUCAAGGCUCUGGCUCUCGGUGCCAAGUGCGUGUGGAUUGGUCGACCAGUGCUCUGGGGACUCGCGUAUGACGGACAAUCAGGAGUCACCAAGACUCUUGAUAUUCUUCACGAUGAAUUCAGACAGUGCAUGCAACUAUGUGGCUGCAACAGUAUCUCGGACAUUACACCCUCCUCACUUGGAGUCGUCUCAAGCAGUGGGCCGCUUGCGAAAUUACAAUAA
Molecule: messenger RNA, 1131 nt
Organism: Diaporthe citri
Lineage: Eukaryota; Fungi; Ascomycota; Sordariomycetes; Diaporthales; Diaporthaceae
Exons: 4
Coding region: 1-1131 (376 amino acids)
Molecular function (GO): FMN binding; oxidoreductase activity
Source: RefSeq, a predicted model, not a curated record